AUGCAUAACGGAUCCAUGACCACUGAGAUCGAUCCACUGCGGAACAUCGACGAAAGACUCACGAGAACUGCUGUGGAAAGUGAGAUCGCGCCGGUUAUUGAGAUCGCGACAUAUGCUGGGGUAGAUGUCUACGAAUGUUAUUGUCGAGGUCAAGAAUCGCGCAUUGUCAUGCGCAGGUGUCUGGAUAACUGGGUCAAUAUCACGCAAGUGUUCAAGAUCGCGUCGUUUUCCAAGACUCAGAGGACCAAGAUUCUCGAGAAAGAGUCCAAUAUGAUUAAACACGAGAAAAUCCAAGGUGGGUAUGGCCGGUUCCAGGGUACCUGGAUUCCUCUAGAGAACGCGCUCUAUCUGGUUGAGAAAUACAACGUCAACGAUCUAGUCGUGUCAACAAUACUCAAUUUCCUGCUUGACCCGACAAACCCGCCAGCUCGCAGAUCCAAGAACUCGGUUAUCAAGAAACAGUCGCCUGGAACUAAGAUCCAGUCGCCUUCGAGCUAUAACAAGACCCCUAAGAAGAGCGGCGCUGGAGCUAUUAAGAAGCACAAGAAGAAACUGGCGAGUUCCAUGGGAAAUGCGGUUCAUGCCGCUGCUGCGGUUAAGAAGUCGCAGGUGCAUCCUAGUCCUUUGCAGAACUUAGCAUUUCAAACACCGCAACACCAGCAGCACCAUUCUAUGCAACACAAUAACUCAACUGUGAUUGCUCCGGACCAGCAAACUCCGCUUCAUCCUACAGAUUACGAAACAACUCAAAAGCCUUUGCAGUUUUACCCGUACCCUCAACAACAGCCUGCAUUUCUGACAUUUGAUUCCAAUAACAUAAACCAGCAGCACCCAAUUAAGAAGCCAAAGAAGGUUGGCAAAAAUUCGUCUUCGAGUCAGUUUCAAGCACAGCACAGUUUCCGAGUUAUCAAGCAACAAUUCAUGGACCAAAGAAACCUCCAUUCCGCUCGCUCCAUCCCUCAUGCCAUGGUUACGAUCCACCCGCAACCAACCACACACAAGACUUCUCACUCAAAUGGAUCGAACGGUUCAAAUGGUUCGUCUAUUGAGUGCUUUUCGGCUCGCGAAGAACACUCGCCCAUAUCUUCUCGUUCCACUUCACCCAAGCUACGGCAGCAACAGGAACCUGAUGCUAAGAGUGAAGCUAGCGAAGAACGAACCACUGAGGAAGAAUAUAAAGAAAUUCUUUUGCAAGUGUUAUCAUCGGAUUACUCUGCUAAUGGUUCUGACACCAUCUUGCUUCCUGAUGAACUCUAUCAUCCACCGUUAGACUUGGAUAUUAACUUCACAAUCGAUGAUCAAGGUCAUACCACCUUGCAUUGGGCUGCUGCUAUGGCCAAUGUUCCAUUGAUAAAAGUCAUUCAAACUCUUCCCGUCAAUAUCUCACUUUGCAAUCAUCGCGGUUUCAAUGCUAUCACAAAAGCUUGCUUUUACAACAAUUGUUUCAAGGCUGGUGUGUUCCCAAAGGUUCUGGAGCUGCUUAAACCCUGCACAAUCACACCGGAUAUGAAUGGAAGACUCCCGCUGCACUAUUUGGUAGAAUUAAGUGUAAACAAGUCUAAAGACCCUGUGGUUAUAAAUUACUAUCUGGACAGUUUGUUGGAUACCUUGGCACAGGAAGAUGUUUCAUUACUGCGAAUGUGCCUUAACCAUCAAGACAAUGCAGGAAAUACAGUUCUCCACCUUGCAGCGCUAAAUCUCAAUCUAGAGCUUUGCAAUAAGCUUUGCUAUAUGGGAAGCUCCAUGACAAUCUUGAAUCUUGAGCAUGAGACUGCAACAUCAAUUUUGGCUAGAUUUAACUUGGUCCCUCCAACGUCUCAAGAGCUAGGCGGUGCAAUCCCUGAGCUGAUUGAGGAAAGUGAAACGCAAAAGAGCAAGCAAUUGAGGUUGAGCACACCCGUAAUGACAAGAAAAAAGAACGGGAGUUUCACCCAGGUCGAUGAUCAAACAGUAAAUUUAACACAAGAGCUUUCUUCGAUCUCUAGCAUCCCUGACUCUUUUGCAGACUCCUCAAGGAUCAAAAGCCCGCGGGGCAUGAGUUCGCUAGCAAUUCCUGAUCCACUUUCGGUCUCAUCAACGGUCCACAAAGGAAUCAAGCCCACAGCUGCUAUCCCACUAAUAAAGCUUGAGAGGGCCCGAUCGUCGCAGACACUUACUAAACAACUCUCUAAUCUUACUGCGUCACUUACAAAUUCUGUGGACGAAGAAAUAAGUGGUUUAGAGCUGGAAAAGGAGAAAGUUCAAGGAUGCAUUGAGAGUGUGGACAAUUCGCUCAAGAACAAUAAACAAUUAAUGCAAGAGAUUUUACAGGGGUUGCCACAUUCGGAGCAGUUGCAUGACGAUGUCUUCGAGCUUUCAAAACAAUUGGAGUCCCACAUGGCACUGCUGGCUAACUCGAUCGAAAAAUCACAAGCGUUGGCACUCGCCACAUGGGUACACGAAGAAGAAUCUACAAUGACCUCUAACUCGACUUCACCGCACAAGGACGGAAUAACAAACUCACCGGUCCGCGUGAUCGGUGAGCACUUGCUGCGACUUGGGCUGCAACUCACGCUGCUGCAGUUUAGUCGUAAGCACACGAUCGAACGGCUUUCUCGAAGCAAAUCGGAAAUUGGCUCUACUCCUAAGAUCAAGAAGUAUCGCAAGCUUAUAGGAACUACUAUCGAAGAUAUUGACUCGAAGCUCGACGAUAUUGAAAAGGAUUUACGCGCAAGCAUCUGA
Lachancea nothofagi CBS 11611 is the source of this 2721-nucleotide messenger RNA. The record is from the annotation of a GenBank genome assembly. NCBI's taxonomy places the organism in Eukaryota, Fungi, Ascomycota, Saccharomycetes, Saccharomycetales, Saccharomycetaceae.